This is a messenger RNA of Symbiodinium sp. CCMP2456, 210 nucleotides long. The record is from the annotation of a GenBank genome assembly. NCBI's taxonomy places the organism in Eukaryota, Dinophyceae, Suessiales, Symbiodiniaceae.
GUCCGCGCGGGCCUCUGCCUUUUGGAGGUCCAGGUGGAGAGCAUCCGGGAUCAUGACUACGGCAUCAGCCCUGCGGACUUGCAGAAGAGCCCCCUCCAGCCGCGGCCCUCCAACGGUGUGGCAGACAAGCCGGAGCCGAACAUCCGAAGAAUGGUGCGCUACCUUCUGACCCUCCUCUGCCUGUUCACCGACAUGGUCAUUGCGAUGAAU